GACAGGCCGUGUCAGUACGCAUGCGCGAUGAACUUGUGCGCAGCAGACGAUUUUUUUUUGAAAAAGGAAAGUCUAGCAGACGACAUUUCAGAGUUGAUCGUGGCUAGGGCACUUGAACCCAGUUGAGUGCUCGAGUGACAUUAGACCAACCCGCAACCACUGAAGCUAGAAGCUCGGGACAGUCGAGCUUCUCUCCUUUUCCAACCUGUGGCACGCAGUAAUCGCCACCAUUCUGUACCUCAGGCGGACGUGGGGGUCUCGUAUGAGCUCCCACCUCCCCAGCUUCCACUUGCAGCGCAGAAUGGAGGCAAUGUGGCCUUUGAGGAAAGGAUCCCAGCCUCAACAUGAGCAAUUAGAGGAUGAAAAAUCAAAAGAUGACUAUGAUGUUGAACGAUGCUUGAAACUAGUAAUGAUGGAUUUCAACACUGAAGAGCCAUUAGAUGAUUUGAAGAGUGUUCGAGUCCACACCCCUAUGAUCCUGAAAUGCAAGGAUAAAACAAAGUUUUCUCAUUUUAACCACGGACAAAAGCACAAUCAAAAGAAAUGUGCCAAAUGUACAAGACUGUACUAUGUUGUCAACAUUCUUGUUGAGGGUUGUCUCAUGGCUUUGGUGAGACAAAGCUUAGAACAUGUUGAUCUACUCAUUACAAAAAUGGAGCUGAAAGGUGUAACAGACCGUGCAACCUUCCACCAAUAUUUGCAACAUGGUUUGACUCUUUCAGACAAAGUGGAAAAUUUUUACCAACACCAAGAUCGAAUGUACAAUGCCUUCAAGGUUUGUGCUCGUAUGCGGCAUUCCAAAACUGCUCAAGACCUAAUAAAACAGGGUUUUGAACUUUUGAAUGAGAUGAGAGAGCUCAAUAACAAAUACCAGGUAUCUAUUGAUAACUUCUGUAACCUCAUGGCCGAAAAUGCAGGCGUGCCAGUCGAAGUGCAUUAAAAUAUCAAGCAAGCUUUGCUUCUCAUUUGAGUCAAAAAAUAUAUGGAACAUUUUAUUGAAGGUCUCAGCAAAGAAAAAGUCAUUAUUGUCAUUAUUGUUAUUCCAGUGUUUUUACUCAUUAUGCCUUCUUGCAUUUCUCAAUUUCUCUUAGAAUGUUCCGAUAAGAUUCUAAGAUCAGUAUGUGCUAUUUAUGAUAUCACUUGUUUAUCUUAUCUGAUGGCAAUUUGCUUCAUGGGCUUUAAACUUUUAUCCCAUUCUGUUCAGAUUCCAGUUAACAGUAUUUGUAAUUUUAGGGAAAGUGAUCUCUUAUUGUUCUACAACUCUUGUGUAUUAUUGUACCGGUAAGUGCUUUACUGAAAGAGAGGGAGUGGGUUCUAAUUGUGCUUUUAACAAAGUAACUCUCAAUCUCAAAUAAUUUUUACCUCUCAAAACAGUUAAAGUAAGCUUGAUCAAUCUGAUAGACAAUUUUCUAGUUUAGGUCCUAUUUUACCUUUUUAAUCUUAUUGUUUAACUUGGUACCAAAAGUCCUCGUCAUUUUCUAUCUAGGAUUCCCUUACAUAAAUCCAAUAAAUUCCUUUUUCUUGGCCAAAAUCAAAUGUAUCUCUGUGAUACAUUUAAACAAAAAGCUUAAGGCCUUUUUUAGAGUGAUUUCUCUCUGCUAUUUGUAAAGUUUAAGAGAAAGAAAUAUGGAAGAAGCCCCAAAAAUUGCGGAUUGAGUUUUUAUUAAGUUCAGUUCUUUUUUCCCACUUUGUUGUUCUGUUGUACUGUUUGUUGCCUUGAACAAAAAAUAAUUAGGGGCUACUUGUUAGGCUUAAUCUUGAUGCUGAACAGUUUUCCAGCUCUACUGUCUUCCUCAUUGAUUUCUAUGUGUAAAUUUUCAGGAAAAUUAUUCCUUGAUUUGAAAUAGACUGUAGUUUGUAAUGUGAAAAUCACUUUCGGAAAUGGUUUGGGAAGUAAACGUUAUGUGUAUGAACCUGUAGGUUGACAAGGCUUAUUAAAAUCAUAUACGUAGUUGUAUGGGGUUGUUAUGUAUACUGACUUUUCUGGCAGCCUGUUGUGAUAUGUAUUUUUGUGAUCCCCAAAUAGUAUCUUUGUUUCUAAAAAUAUUGCUCUAUUUUCUUGGAAUUUAUACUUUAAGUAGUAAUAUAUAGAAAUAUAUCAUUAGUUGGCUGUUGAAGUUGCUGUUGUUUUUUUGAAAAUAUGAUCAUUUUGAGGUAAGGCUUUCCUUGUCGAUGUCGAUGUUAUUAGUGUAAUUAUGUGUAGUGACAAUCCUCAGUGCCAAUGUAAAUUCUAAUUACUUUGUUGCGGAAUAUGUUGAAGCACAACUGAGUUUUUCGUGAGGCGGCAAUAUCUUACCAAUUAUUGUUUAUCUUGUGUAUUAAUUAUUUCUUUUUUUAAUUUCCGGUUUUUGAAACCUAUAGUGUUGUUCGAUUUUAGCUUUGAAUUGAUCAUCUGCAAACAUAUUUGGUUGUUUGCUGUUAUUUCUAUUUAAUUUGUUUAGUGCCUUAUCGAGAAAUAAGGAUUGGAAGACUUUGUGGGUAAGAAAUCAUAGCAAUGUGAUUUAUGUAUAAGUUGUGAUGGUGAAUGAUUUAAAUUUAUGUGCAAUGUCAGCGAGAGUGAACUAUGAUGACAGCUUACCAUUUCUAUAGCAGUCUCAUAGCUUUCCUCUUCGCACCAUCUGGCUGAAAAUUUGGUAUUCUGGCUGAUAUGUUGGUAUUGUUUUGGAUAGUUUGUGCAGGCUGUGACUUAAAUUAUGUAUUCAGAAAAAUACUCUAAAAUUGACGGGCUGCUGUCCCUAUUUGUCAGUUGUUCAGAAAUUCAUGGUGUUUUACAAAAUGUUUGGAUUGAAUCUAACGCCAUCUUUAAACAAAAUGUGAUGAUUGUCCUAUUUUGUGAAACCACAAUAGUUCCUAAUAGAACUUAUGUAGGAUCACAAAGUACAUGUAUGUUCCAAUAUUUGCUGUUUCUUUUGUUAGUUAGUAGCAGUUCAUCUAUAAGUGAGUAUUGCAUGUUGGUUCUGCUUUGUAUAGCACACGGAAUAUGAAUCUUUACUUCUGUGAAUCUACUUAUUAUCCUAGAAAUUUUACUAUUCUCUAUCCAUAGUCUUUCAUUUUACUGUGUGAAAAUAAAUAGUUGUCAAUCAA
Frankliniella occidentalis (western flower thrips) is the source of this 3084-nucleotide messenger RNA. RefSeq lists its product as uncharacterized. The coding region runs from base 263 to 940 and encodes 225 amino acids. NCBI's taxonomy places the organism in Eukaryota, Metazoa, Arthropoda, Insecta, Thysanoptera, Thripidae. The transcript is spliced from 4 exons. The record is from RefSeq and is a predicted model, not a curated record.